Messenger RNA from Malassezia vespertilionis, 1755 nucleotides. RefSeq names its product Complex III assembly protein translocase and chaperone (gene BCS1). Gene Ontology annotation, molecular function: ATP hydrolysis activity; ATP binding. Gene Ontology annotation, cellular component: mitochondrial inner membrane. The transcript has a single exon. Bases 1 to 1755 code for a protein of 584 amino acids. The record is from RefSeq and is a predicted model, not a curated record. NCBI's taxonomy places the organism in Eukaryota, Fungi, Basidiomycota, Malasseziomycetes, Malasseziales, Malasseziaceae. Gene Ontology annotation, biological process: protein insertion into mitochondrial inner membrane from matrix; mitochondrial respiratory chain complex III assembly.
AUGGCAUCCACCGCGUCGGUGCAGGCACCGACAGCCGAUCCGCGCGCGGAACCGCGCGCAGGGGGCGGCGUGUCUGGCUUUCUGGGUUCGGUCAUCGACGGGAACCCCUACUUUUCUGCAGGCUUUGGCCUGAUGCUUUUUGGCGGUGCGCUUGCGUACUCCAAAGGGCUGAUUACAUUGGGCGCGCGAUUCGCGCAGCGACGCAUGCUCGUAUCGCUCGAGAUCCCUUCGAAAGACCGUGCCCACCCCUGGUUUCUGCACUGGGUAGGUGCACAGGCCCAGGCCCAGGCGCUGCGGCGCAAAGCCAACAAUGGAAAACUGCCGCGCGAGUCCCUGCUGGCGUUUUUAGGCUUUUCCAAGGCGCCGCUCAAAGGUACGCACGACGGGCAUGCGUACGAAAGCGAGGUACACGAUCCUUUGCGUGCAGGAAGCGGGAGUGUAUCGCCUGUACGCAUCAUCAGUCGUGAUCUUGCCGUAGAUACGCAGUACGAAGAACCGACGAGGCGGGCGGCUGCAAGCGGCGCCGAGCGCGGCGUUGCCACAUUUUCGCUCGUUCCUGGCCCCGGCACACACUGGUUUCGGUACCGCGGCGUGUGGAUUCGUCUGGAGCGCGAGCGCAACGGAAAAAUGGUCGAUCUUUCCAACGGCGCGCCGUGGGAAACCGUGACGCUCACGACACUCGCGCCGCACGCGAGCCUCUUUCACCAGCUGCUCAACGAUGCACGACAGCUUGCGCUUGCGUCCACACAAGGCAAGACGCUGCUCUUUACGAGCUGGGGCGUCGAGUGGCAGCCGUUCGGCCAUCCACGCCGAGUGCGCGAAUUGGACAGCGUCGUGUUGCCGGAAAGCUGCAAGGAGGAGUUGGUGCACGACGUACAGCGAUUUUUGCAGCGCGGCCCGUGGUAUGCCAAGCGCGGUAUUCCCUACCGGCGGGGCUACCUUUUGCACGGUGCGCCAGGCUCGGGCAAAACAUCGUUUAUUACUGCGCUUGCCGGCGCGCUGGAUUUUAACAUCUGUUUGCUGAACCUCGCCGAGCGAGGCAUGACCGACGAUCGCCUGAAUCAUUUGCUCUCGAAUGCGCCAGAGCGGAGUAUCAUGCUGCUGGAGGACGUAGAUGCAGCGUUCCAAGGCAGGAACGCGGAUGCGCCAGAACGGUACGCGGAUGGAUACCAGCCCAACGUGACCUUCUCAGGCCUGCUCAAUGCGCUCGACGGCGUCGCAUCGGGCGAGUCGCGCAUCAUUUUCAUGACGACGAACCACCUGGAGCGCCUCGACGCUGCCCUCAUUCGGCCGGGCCGUGUGGAUAUGAUCCGCGAGUUGGGCGAUGCGACGCCGGAGCAGGUGCGCGAGUUGCUCAUUCGCUUCUACUUUAGCGAUAGGCUCGAAGAGCGAGUCUCUGCGGCGCGCCGCGCGCGCGGACACGACCCUCGCGAAUUCAGCCACGCACAGCACGCACAGGCGCCCGACGCAGAUACAGACUACUACCGUGAAGCACUGUCCAAAACCACCACGGAACUGCACACGCUUGCGGAUGCAUUAGUCGUGCACGCCGCAAAAGCGACGCAGCGCCGGCGCGAAGCACUGCAUCUCACGCCGGACGGCUAUCCGCGCGAGGGAGCCGGCAGUGCACGCUUGCAACGUCCCGCUUCGCGCGGCGGUGUCAGCAUGGCCGAGCUGCAGGGCCUCUUUAUUCGAUUUGCCGACGAUCCGCAUGCGGCAGUAGCUGCGUUUGGCGAGGAGUCUGCGCAACUAUAG